AUGCGCACCUGCCUCGUCAUCUGCCCCGUGAACACCCUGCUCAACUGGCACCGAGAGUGGCGUCAGUGGAUGCCCGCGGACCGCGAGGUUGACGUCUUCGAGGUAGCCACCCAGGGCGGUGUCCUCCUUCUCGGCUAUGAUGCCUACCGUAACCUGACGACCACCACCAUUAAGCGUACCCGCAGACCCGCUAUGAAGGAGGUGCUCACGAAGGCAUUAAUUGAUCCUGGACCGGAUAUUGUGGUCUGUGAUGAGGGCCAUCUGCUUAAGAACUGCAAAGCUGGCAUUACCAAGGCUGUGUCCAAACUGAAAACUCCGAAACGGAUAGCCAACCGCAUCAUCGUCGGUUUCCUGAUUUUAUUCUUACAAAGGCAAAGAACACGAGCCAAUUUGACACUUUCAGAUGAUUCUUUUCUCUUUCCAGCUUAUGUUAUUUGUAAACCAACCGCAAUAUGGUACUCUUUUCUAGACUGGACGAUGGUUAACUUCGUGAAGCCGAACUUAUUGGGUUCGGCCAAGGAGUUUGCCAAUCGUUUCAUCAAUCCAAUAAAGAACGGGCAGCAUUCCAAUUCCACUGAGCGGGAUGUCAAGAUAAUGAAAAAGCGUGCUCACAUCCUGUUCAAGACUCUUGAUGCCUGUGUCCAACGAAGAGACUACAGUUGCCUGACCAAGUACCUACCCCCGCGGCUGGAGUAUGUCCUCAAGAUCCGCCUGUGUGAAGUCCAACGCGACCUUUACAAGGCCUUCCUGGACUUCCGUCAGGGCAGUGUUAAGGACGGCGAACUGCAGGAAGACCGUCGUUCCCUGUUCAAGGACCAGCAGACGCUCUAUCGUGUCUGGACCCACCCCAACACCCUGCGCAUGCACGAAAACAGGGAGGCCAGGCGGCUUCUUUUCCAAGAUUCGACCACUGAAGAAGAAUUCACCUCCUCCGACGACUCCUCAAAAGAGGAAGAAGAAGACGAAGAGGAGGAGGAGGAUGACGAGCGCGAGAUGGAUUUAGCCGCCUCCUCCCAAUCAUCGACCAACGAUGACGACGAGGAUGAAAUUGACAUUGCUUCCGCGGCCUCGUCAACUUCAUCGGCGCCGGCUGCUCGUGCCACCCGUGCGACUGCCCGCCGCAGUUGUAGGAAAGCCACCAAUUCCAACCCAAGUGAUGACAAAAAGGCGAGCAAAAAAGCUGUGAAGAAGUCAUCCGAGAAAAAGUCCUCUUCUGUAGUCAAUCUGCUUUCUUCUAGUGAUGAGGACGACACUGCAGGUAUUGAUGCUGCCGGCUACGAUGACGAGAUAGAUGAUGCUAAGAGCGAUGGCACUCCCACCAUCGUUCCCGGCUCUAGUGACUCCUCCCUUCAAAUGUCUCCUAACAUUCGUCUAGAGGUCAAUGAGAGGGCAGCCAAAGUCAAAGCAAAACUGGCCCUUGAUAGAGAUAAGCCGGAUGUGAAGACAGCGGACGAUAAACCUUGGUGGCACGCCCUGUACCGAGACGAGUUCGAUCACCGUAUCGAUGUUGGCAGCAAGUUGCACGUCCUCUUCCAGCUGAUUCGCCGCUGCUGCGAUAUUGGUGAUAAGCUACUCAUCUUUACCCAGAGCCUCUUCUCUCUGGAUCUGAUCGAGUACUUCCUUGCCGCCAUCGAUCGUCAGUGGUGUCAGAAUCAGGUAUGA
Molecule: messenger RNA, 1662 nt
Organism: Dibothriocephalus latus
Lineage: Eukaryota; Metazoa; Platyhelminthes; Cestoda; Diphyllobothriidea; Diphyllobothriidae
Source: the annotation of a GenBank genome assembly